UCCCCUAUGGCUCCCUCCCUCCUCGCCGCCGCCGCCUCGCCCUUCCUCCUCCACGGCGCUGCCGGGAGCAGAAGCGGCAGCAGCCUCGGAACGGUCGCCGCCGCCGUCCCGGGCCGCCGCGCCGCCUCCGCUCUCCGUGUGCGGGCCUCCAUCAAGUGCGACCCUUCCAAGGUGGCGCCACAGUCCGACAGAGUGCUCGUCCGCCUCGAGCAGAUCCCAGAGAAAUCUGCUGGAGGAGUCCUGCUACCAAAAUCUGCUGUUAAGUUCGAGAGAUAUUUGAUGGGAGAGAUUUUGUCGGUUGGUGCUGACGUUUCUGAAGUUGAAGCUGGAAAGAAGGUUCUCUUCUCAGACAUAAAUGCUUACGAGGUUGACCUGGGCACAGAAGAGAAGCACUGCUUCUGCCGAGAGUCGGAUCUCUUGGCCGUCGUCGCAUGAGCCUACUCUUAAAUUUUAGAGUCAUGCGCAUAUGCUCCAAAUUCCUUUGUCUCAGCCGCGCAAGCUAUUUGCUAGCUCCAAGUUUGUUGUCUAUCUUUUGAUGAUCAUAUGUUGAGCGACUUAUCAGGUUUAGUUACAGAUGUUCCUUUUCUUGCCAUAAGGGCAUGUUGAUUAAAUAUUCACACCCUGGUGCCUCUUCUUCUCUAGUAGAAAGGCACAUUGGAAAUCGGACUUGGAUUCGUAUAUCUGGGAUGUGAAUGGUUGGUUGGUGAGACGAUAUGCAUUGUUGCUUUA
Lolium rigidum is the source of this 729-nucleotide messenger RNA. Its product is annotated as 10 kDa chaperonin 1, chloroplastic-like. Gene Ontology annotation, cellular component: mitochondrial matrix. Gene Ontology annotation, molecular function: protein-folding chaperone binding; metal ion binding; ATP binding. Lineage: Eukaryota; Viridiplantae; Streptophyta; Magnoliopsida; Poales; Poaceae. The record is from RefSeq and is a predicted model, not a curated record.